This is a messenger RNA of Spirometra erinaceieuropaei, 13839 nucleotides long. NCBI's taxonomy places the organism in Eukaryota, Metazoa, Platyhelminthes, Cestoda, Diphyllobothriidea, Diphyllobothriidae. The record is from the annotation of a GenBank genome assembly.
AUGGAUGGAGAUGAGUGCGAGGACGCAUCUUCGUAUUACGUCGUUGAGGAUGCCAGAGCAAGACGCUCCUCCUCGGCUACCUUGGCUGACUCUGUAUACCAGUCCUACCUCCCGAAGUGGCUGGACUUGAGGCGCGGAAGGUCACAGUCCCUCCCGCAGCGUCGCAAAUCAUGUCUGUCGCGGAGGUGAGUUGUCCGCCCAGAGAAAAUCAGCCCACUACUUCAAAUGGACCCCUCCAAAGUAUUUUCGAGAGUUUCAACAACUAGAUGAAACCUCCUAAUUCAAGCUCGAUAAAUGGCAUAAGAUGUGGUUCUGCAAUAAGGUGCCGUAAAGUAGGCUCUAUAGAUUUAAAAUUCCUUACUGGUCAUGCCUUACGCUCUUUUUCCAGAUUUGCCACACAGUAGAUGUUAAACGGAGCCUUAGCAGUUUUGACAUACAACAUGGGAAACAGUCUCACGACACAUUAUGAUUCAUACUCAUCUAGGCAAUAGGUGUAGAUAACUUAGAUUUAGGUCGAACUAUUUUCGUAUUCUUACUUUUAUGCUAAUCUUAUUAUUUAUGUAGUACCUGAGAAGAUUCUUAGAAUAAUUCAUGCAUUUUAACUGCGCCCUUUGAGGCCGGUCCACCUUCUAAUCCCCUUACGAUAAAUUAAAACAAGUUAGUUUCAUGGAAAUGCAACUGUCCAAUAAGACUCUGACUUAUACGGGUGACUGUGGGAAUUUUAUGUUGUAGCCAAAAUGUUAGUUGAAGAAAGCGAUUUUUUACAUGGACAUUAUGGGUGAUUUCCUCAUUUCCUUAACAUAUAAGAAACAUGUGUUCUAACGGAAAAAUUGACAGUAAAUUUGGCCAUAAUUCCCAAGUUGAUCGUAAUUAACUAAGAAUGUCUGUGCUGCACAAAAGCACACAGGAAAUGUGUUUCAUUUCACAUAUCAACCUCUGAGACUAAUAGAAUAUUUAGCCGACUUGGUUUUUUUCGAAUUUUCAGAACCAAGAAUGCGUCAGAAAUGAGUUUGCUAGAAAGUCUUCGGUCGAAGGAGACCGAAUUGCGCGAACUCCUUGAAAGGUGCAAGAGCCUUAAGACGGAGGUAAAGUAGUCAGUUGAUCUGCAACUUUUAUUUGUACCUAAAAGGAUUAUCUUCAUACAAGUAUCGUUCUUUUUGCCUAAAUCCCACUCCCUAGUAUGUGGCAUAAUUACUCUGAAAAUUCCCUAAAUCCAAUAGUUUACCUGAUAGUUAACUCUAAAACGGCGAUUUGACGACCAAAAAGCAAAGGUGACUGGAACGGUUAUUUCCAGUUUUUCGGUCGUGGUCGCAGAUCACAGCCCACCUACACGAUGAAAAACCCAAAAUGUGAAAAAAGAGUCGAACUCCAACCAGUGUGGUCGGAAGAAUUCCAAGUCGCGUGAGCGAUUUGUCCAGCUAUGUUGCCGGUUUUGGGCAGAGUCCAGACGUUCCGCCUUGCACUUCGAUUGCCUACUAGAACACUCGCUGGCGGAUACAUAACGUUGGGAAGUUAUACCCGAAAGGCAUUUCUGAUAAAGAUAAGGACCACUGCAACUGUCAUCACUGGCUUUUUCUCCGCCUUUGCAGAGCUUGAUUCAUUUCCAGGCCAGCGAAAUCUGAAAUUCGGACCCGAAACUAGCUGUUCAUUGGCCUAACGACGGGCACACGCCAUGCAGACCGCAAUAGGAAGUAUUUAAAGGCACGCAGAAGUAGUAUUCAUCCAUCUGACCUGUUUUCACUAUAGGAUAUGGACGUGCCUCUUUGGAUUUGAAAUCUUUGUUGCACAAUCACUUUCGCAGACUCCCAAUGAAAGAUCAAAAUCAAGACACAAGGUCCCUACCAGCGCAGCAAUUACGUCAAAUCGGUGAAUGCUUACCCCAUAUAUUUCUAGAUCAAAGUUAGCACGAUGAGGCUUGUUGAUCGCUGGGAUAACAAUUGUUAGGACCUAACUCAAGCACCCCGGACCGUCACCAUUAAACGAGGUUUGCUUGGCGGUCCCGGUCUUUGCUGUUAGCACAGACCACUCACGCCCUUUUCUUUCUGUCCUUUACUUUAUUAGUGAUGCAAGGAUGGGUAUGAUUGUAUUUUGGAUUCGGAAUGGGAGUAUGAAUUCACCGUAUUACAGGUAGCCUUGCCCCAAAUGUCAGGGGCAUAGUGCCAGAUUUAGUGUCAGGAUUAGGGUUAGAGAGGCUAGGAUGAGGUAGUUUUAGGACUAUGAGGGCUAGGGUUUGGAGUACGCGGGUUAGCGUCCGGGCUGGGAGUAAAGUUUGGAAAUGAAACAGGUUCUCCCUGGGAUUCAGCGCGGGGCUACCCGUUGGGCGGGAACCCAAAUUCCUUUGGUCGAUCGUAUUUAGUAUCUAACGAGGAUUCAUGUGCGUCCGAGACAUCAUCAACUUGCAAUCCGACGUAAUUAACAUAUUUUAUGGGCCUUUACCGCAGUUACAGCCCUGGUAAACGCCGACAGGUUACCUGUAAUGCGUGCCUACCCGGCACAGCUAGUUUGUUGUCGAAUUCCACAUACAGCAGCUUACGAAAUUACUUGAUUUUAUUAAUUAAAAAGUGGACGUGUCUCGCUGUACGGUCAGUAAUGCUGACGAUAUGUAAAUUGAAAAAAGUGUCAAAAUCGAUGAAUAAGUCCUUCGGAGAUUUAAAUCAUUUCAAGAAUAUAAGCGAAUAUUCAAAAGGCGAUUUGGCGAGCAUAGUUGAUAAAUUCUCAUCAGGCCUGUACAUCUAUAUGACUAUGAAAUAAUGAAUCGAAAGAUACAGGCAAGUAGAUAACUAUGCCGUAGUCCGAGCUUGGGGGGAGCGGAACACCGAGAUUCAGUCAUUGCCAGGGAGAUGAUGGGCCUGGUAAGAUGGCUGGCUUGGUGGCUUUGAGCCAUGGCAACUGUGGGACCGGUAAAAAGUUCAUCUGUGCGUAUAGGAUCGGUUCGCGUAAUCUGAUUGCAGUCGUAUCUGCCGUAGCCAACAGACUCCCCCCAAGCAGCUUUGGAUAGCUUUACAGAACCUUGUAAAUCAUUCGGAAGGCGUCUCUGGCGUUUACACGGUUGUCUGUAUCUACCAUGUACGCGAGGAUAGAGCUGUUGAUGUCUUUUAUUCGCCCCUUUCUUAACUACGAUGGAGGAUGUUUUUUUAUUCUUUUGGAGACGUGCCCGCUCGUGCGACCGAUAUAUUUUGCUCACGGACCUUUCCAGCAGCUGAUAUCUGUGCACUGUUCUCCAUUAUUCAUAGCCUAUACGGAGAGGGCAAGGACAAACUAUCAGCCCAGACCACCUUUAUGUGUAAUUACUCGUUCACUUGCUCCUGUGGGGCCGGUGAAAACUGCAUUAUCCUGAACUUUCGGACACGUAUAAAAAAGUAGCGUCAGAGAUUACGAGAGAACACUAACACGGGCAGUUCUGUGGUCUGACGGGUGAGAUGUCGUGUCCUUAGCUAGAGCUGGAGUCACGUUGCCUGAUCGACCAUGGUCUCCCUGUACGCUGAAGGUGGGCGUCCUCGGCUGGGAACUGGUCACGCGGACGUAAUCCGUAACAGCAGAGAAGCAAAUCGAUAUGUCCGCCUAUGGAGUUGCUAUCGGGGUCGAGACGCCCAGCAGCUCUCGUCCUGUCGUGUUGCCGACCAACACCCCUGUCCGUGCGCUCAAAGUCGAUUGUGUAGCCUUCGUCUGGAAUAUUGGCAGUGAUUUAGGAGACCCGGCGGUCUCUCCGAAGCGCUCGUUCAUGCUCGUGCAUCCAUGAACUGAGUUACCGUUCUGUCCGGCCUGCAUAUAAUGCCAAGGAUAGCCACGAUAUGGAAUCAGAUAAACUAUAAGGGGUUGUCUGGUAAUUGAUGCAUCUUGUUAAUCGUACCUUGUCAAGCGCAUGUUAUAGUGUUUUUCUUUGUGUAGAAUUUGAUACCAGAGGUUGUUUUUAAAUGUCGAUUUUCUCAUGGGCUCUCCAUCUGCUUCUGAUUCCGACUUUGUUGGCCUCUAGCAUUGGCCGCGUAUGAACGAAACGACCAAAUGUGAAAAGUGUUGUAUUGAGCCUCACUUUUUGCAUUACAAACUAGGUCUGAAAAGGUUUUAUCAGGUUGCCCAUUCUGUUCAACUACGACGUUGUUCGGUUUAUCAGAUGGGUCCUACGCGGUUUUUACAACGUCGAAUUUGUACUCGGACUCCUGAUGAUGACCAAGACUACACUGAAGAUGCCGUCUGGCUAACUUCCAACUCCGAUAUCCUACAGACCGUGGUGUCGCGGCUGGAUGAGUUCGCUGAAUCACUCGGUUUAUCCAUAACUUCCGGUAAAACCAAAGUAUUCCCGAGCCGCAUCUCUGAGCAGGGAAAGGUGGCCGUCAGGAUUAAUGACCGUCAAUUUUAGGAUGUAGGCAAUGCUGCUGCCAAAUGGACAGAAUAAGUCUGACAUCACCUCCCGAAUGGAUGCCGUUCGCGGGAUUCUCACAGCCUUUAGGAAAUGUCUAUGGAGUUGACGCGAUGUCUCAAUCGCGAUAAAGGUUCGCGUAUACUAGUCAUUGGUGUGAUCCAUCAUCCUAUAAGAUGGUAAGUGCUGAGUUCUGCGCGCGAAAAAUGAGCAAAAACUAGAGGUGAUUGACCACCAUUGCCUGAGAAGCAUACACUAACCCUGUCUCGAAUAAGACAGUCCGAACUUGCUGCAACAACAUCAGAAUAUCUCAGGCCAUCCGAGGAAAACGACUGUCGUCUAGGCACACUAUUCGACGCUCGCUCCACGAAUGUGGUGUUUCCGCCCUCGAUUCGUCGUCUAAGAGAAAGUCAGUGCAAAACCCUGCUCGGCAAAAUCCCCCAAGACAUGAAGGUGGUUCUUGGUCUCUGAGUAUUCGGUCCACGCCACUGGAGGGGGGUCCUUCCAGAUCUGCCACAGCAGACCAUCACACGGGCAGACGUACACUCCGCGACACCAUAAUCACAUUUAUACCAAGUACAAGCCUUUCUACCGACAAACACUCGAGCUCUCAUUGAGAAGUCGACGCAUUUCAUUGAUUAGGCUAUUGGUGAGGUGCUGCGACUUCUUGAAUAAGACAAAUGUUGUAAAAAUGCGAUUAAAAUCCUGAGCACAGAAGUAAUGGUGGGGAAGCGCCAAGGUAGAAUACACAUGAAAGCUUGUACCGUAAAUUGACUUAUAAGACUACUUUUGUCUAAGAACCGCUUAGAAUUCCAUGUAAUUGAGCAUAAACGGUUGUCACGUAGAGAAAUAUUCGAUCACCGAGGCGCUGGUCCUAGUAGCUUUCGGACCCGUACCGGAGCCCACCUUCAGAGACUGAAGGGACAAAUAACGCGAGCAACUUUGUUGUCCGACAACGCGGUAGGAGCGGAAAAGUCGUGUCAUUGGCCGGGACUGAUGUCAUGCUGCCCGUCCGGAAUGGUCUCAUUGUGCGGCGGACGUGUACGUCGUUGUCCCAAAACUGGCCCGCGCCAUCCGGCUGCGUGGUUGUAACGCAUGAUAACGGGAAAGUAUAUCAAUUUGUCUGUCUAUGAAGAUGCUGUCGAAGACCGACGACUCCAUCAACUCUCGCCUUGUCUUGUUACCAGUGUUUCCGAAGUCGAAUUUGUGGUCUUACCCAGGGGUGCGAACAGCGGCUUGGGACAGCGGGUCGUCUCUCUGAAUGACCCGUUUGUGCUCGCGUAUCCGUGAGCCAAGUUGUCAUGCUGCCUGGAUCCCACAAGGCUAAGGGUAUUCGUGGGACAGGAUUGGAUAAAAUACACCAGAUUGCUCACCUAUGUCCAGGUGGACCUUUCAUCUGCAUCUGGUACGCACGGUAGCUGCAGGGCGAUGGGCGACGUUCUCGUCACUGUCUGCGGAAAUUCGUUCUGUCGUUUCUGAUGCAUCCCCUACAACAGCACGAUUCCAAAGUGUUGGUAGGUUUCUCUCGUUCGUUUCUACUGGGCGCAAACGGAGGCGGGAGCUUAUGAAGUUGUCUGGGCGACCAGUGCUUGUCGAUUGGCACCGUGGAUGCCAGAGUAGCUGUAUUUGUCCCCCCCCCUCCCUCCCUUCCCCGGGUUUCUGCAGUGCAUUUAUUGACAUCAAUGAAGUUAAUGACUGAUUUUCAACUGCUGCCUGCCGCUUCAUAACCAUUAACGGGAAGCGGGUAUACGACAGUUUUAAUUUAUUUAGAAAUCAGUCCAGUCGACUAAGAAUGCAUUUAGAAGGAGAGGCAAAACAAGCAGGAAACAAGUGGUAUCUUACAGGGAAGUGUGACAAUCAAGAAAUUAGGGAGUACCAGGACCAGAUUUGGCUGAAAACUUCAUUAAGUUAUUUACACAGGUCGGGUUUUCCGUGUUUAAUAAUGGCUUAUAACAUAGAUUCGUUCUGAUAUAAAAACGGGUCAGUCCGUUAUUACUACAAAUUACUUAAUGCGCCAGUCGCCGUGUCUGUUUUUUCGUUCAGUGGAGCACACGGUGGACAUCAUCGGCGACGACGGUCGGACUGUCAUCAGUGGUGUCUUAUGGCACAGCACGUGUGCACCAUUGCUCCGAUUUAAGCUGUGUCCCUCUGCAGCGUUGGUUAGCUUCGAGCUCUCGCGAGGCCAAGUCUCGCGCGAUCCCAGAAGCGAAUUGACGGGAAGCACGAGGCGGACAGAAAGCCUGCAUGACCAAGCGACAGCGAUGGUGAUCUCGAACUGCAACAAACAAACAGAACCUGAGUGACCCGAUUAAACUUAUUAGAGCCAGCGACCCAGCUAGUCUUAAUUAGCUCAAUGGAUGAAGUGAACCUUAAGUAACGGGUCAGCUACAGACGGCCGUUGCAUCCAGAAGUCUCGCGCCCAGACCUGAAAUCGUAGUGUUAUCGGGCAACACGACCUCAGCUGCCGCAGUAUAAGAUAUCAAACCCAGUCACGGAUAAGAGUUUAACUUUCUCAAUGAGACUGGCCACGCUUCUGGCAGACUAUUUUUGCGGAGUGGUUUUCGCAUCAUUGUUUCUGAUUUUUCUCCAUCCCUUUGACGUAUCCUGUGGCAACCUGUUUGAGGUAAGAAAUUCUAGGCGUGUGCCGCGAAACUAAUCCAGAAUUCGGCAACAAUCGGGAGAUGGCACCCAAAAAAAUCCGCCUAACCAAAAUGGCUUGUCUUACGGGACAGGUGGUAAUAGGAGAUUUAUGGGUGUUGGCUGGUCGGGAUGUACGAUACUAGCCGACGACAAACCUUACUUGAACAGGUGAAUGAUCGAAGUUGGUCCGCUCUCCGUUCCGUUAUUACAAAGUGGGUCGCCAAAGGCAUUAUAGUGGUAACGGACGAGUGGAAGGCGUAUAAUCGUAUUCUCUCAGAAGGUUAUCUACAUUUCUCUGUUAACCACUCAAAGGACUCCAAGGGCCCUACCACCGGACGGCACACCAAUGCCAUUGAGGCAUACUGGAGUAGACUGAAAAGGAAACUCCACGAGGGAGGCCCUGUAUGCGGUCGAGCUGUGUGGGCUCACAUAGACGUAGUACAGUAUCGUCUUUGGUUUGGCUUCAAUGUCAUGUCUUUGACAGAUGCCUGGGAACUGUUCCUGUCCCCUGUUGUGCAGACUUAUCCUAUUUAAAAGUGUUUUUGUUAUGUAAUAAACUGCCAUAAUGCGAAUGUAUGUCGUAUAUCCAGGUGUAUGUGUGUAACGAUGGGGAAGGUUGGGUAACAGCGACCAUCGUCCAUGCAACCUCCUGCGAUGUUCGUUCGACCAGCCCAUGUUAGGCCGUCGUGGAAAGUCCAAAUAGUGCGUGAAAGCAGGCCUGCAACCGCUGAUAUAGCCUGAAGGCGUUUAAGUCCACUGUAAAAGGUAUUAUUUCUAGGUAACGGAUUUUUUGGGUGCCAUCUCCCGAUUGUUAUCCAGAAUUCUAUAAAUUUUAAAAAAUUCAUUUUCUGAAGGCAGAUCACGAGAGAUGGAAAUUAGCCUAACCUUCUCCAUUGUACUCAUUCAUUGGGACUUGACAAUGGUUUACUUACUAGUGGGUACGUGGCUAUGGCCGUCUGGAUGACCGUCUUAUGUCCUGAAGCUGUAGGAGUGUCUGAAGACAAUGGACGGUUUGGGGAGUUUGCUUGGUGCGUCGUAAUAAAACUUUGCUAACUUGUGUGCGCCGCUUGCUAAAGACGUUGGAAUUGUCUUGAAAUACCUUGCGAGUCUCUGAACCUUUGUGUCUGUUGUCGCCUUGACGUCUGAAGACUUCCGUCCUUUUGACCAAACAGUCUUCGUAAAGCCGUGUGUUCAAGAAUAAAACACACGUAGACGUUGAAAAGGCCAAAUUUGGGAAACACACGUUUGCGAUUGUCCAUCUUCCGGUCUGUACUGUAAUAUCGCCACGAUCCGACAUGUUUAGACACUCUUUACCCUUCUUCACUGACUGUUUUCCACCCCUCGCGUUCAUACCGUGGUGUCUUUUGGCAUAAAGGUCCGAUGAACGCUCAAAAACAUAGAGUAGAUGAAAUAACUCAUGAAAUGUCAUGAGAUAUCAUAAUAAAAUCCCUAUAACGCAAAAUCCGCCCAAAGUGCGUUCCUCAAAGCCUUAUAGCAGUGAAAAAAACAACCGCUCUUAAAGGGAAGUCAUUAUUAAGUUUAUAAGUCAACAUUUACUAACGUAGAAAUUGUAAAUUUUCACUGAAAACAAGAAUUUGGGAAAGUGGCUUUAUUACAAAUUGCUUAAAUAAAGCCAACUCUAAGGGUUCAUAAGGAAGAGGGCGCAUGAAAAAGGGAAAAUAAUGAAAAAUAACAAGUACAAAAUAUCAAUACUUUGUUGAUUGUCCGUUAGCAUUUAGCACAGUAGAAAGCCUCAGACAUGGAGAUGGUCAGAUUGCCUAUGAUGGAUUGUUUAGCGUGAUUAUUUGGCACAAAAACAGUCUUACGUUGAAACUUUCUUAUUUACCUCGUGUCAAUGUCUUUUGAUAAGCGCGAAAAGAUGUUCGAGAGGGUUGAGACCCGAGCUCUUGUCAGGGAUAAAGACCGACUGGAGGCCACAUUCAAAGAGGCUGGCUGUUGUCCAAAAAGCCAGAUUACGGUUGCAAGCGUUAUCAGAUUAUUAUCAGGGACAUUAAUGUGCAAAAUUAUGGUACUCAAUCUGCUUUAGUGGAUGGUCGUCGUAAUCGAAAACACCUUGCUGUUGAUGGUGUCCGUAGUUGACCGCCAGACUGGCCACCCUCCGAAUUAAGUAGCCAUCCAAACCAUUAACCGUCGAAAGUUGAAAGGUUGUCGUCGCCGCACUAUGCUCUUUUGGAGAUUUCUUCCCACUUGUGACCAUCUCGGUCGACUUCGUAGGCUUGUCUAAAAAUAAGACCUCAUCGCAGAAAUGAAUGCUCUUCCAGAAUGAGGGCUGGUAAUUAACAUAUUUCUUAGGAAAUAACGAACGGCUUGAUUAUGGUCUUUUGUCGAUGAAAUUCAAAUUCCUGCAUCCUUUUCCUAAUUACGUCUACAGCGAACAUCGACAGAUAUUCUCUGUGAACCAUGGUAGGGCCUUCGCGCGUAGCGCGAAUGCGUAUUCCUGAGACACAACACACGGGAGCGCGGAUCUUCAAAAUUGCUGACAAAAACCUGUUUGUUGAAUGACCCAGAGGGGGCUGCGGGCGUUAAAUGUGUAGGCUUUAUAACUUAAACUAGCUGUGACUCUUCAAACUUCCCUUGAUUCUGCUUUCCCGCCAUCUUGCUAGUAUGAACAAGAGAAAAUAAUUCGGCAAUUCCAACCAUCAAUUUAAACAAAAAUUGGUUUUUCUUCCUACACUCUCCCCGCAAAUUACGCUGUUUUUCAGAUCAGAAAAACUUCUAAAUUGUGUCGACAGCACAAAACGCAUUUGACAGGCAGACCUGAUAUUGAAUACGGUUUUUCGGACGAUGACUGCCUGGACACUUUAUCAUUGCAUCCGCCACGGGGUUAUUACAGCAGAAAGUCGAGCAGCAAGCAUCACCGACACAAACAUUCCUCGGAACACAGAUCUGGGCGCCAACCUAACAAUUAUGUGUCAACCCAGCCCCCUAUCUCUUCAGUUCGUUUUCAGAAUCAGUACGAUUCGCAAAUGAAACCUUGGUAGGUCUGCAGUCUCUUUUAAUAAGCGCAUUCCAUUUUCUGCUUAUUCGUGCUCGCAGAAACGUGUUGCCUCAUUUAUGACGCGAUUUUCUUAUACGCAGCACUCAUGCUGUUCGUGGUACAGUACCGGUUCGUAAGCUCCGCGGGCUGUGUGGUGUACGAAUGAGUAGUUGUACUUUUAGCUGAUGUAUGACGUACUGAUCUUUUGAAAUUUAGAAGUAGUUCUAGCAAACUUUUAAUUGGCUGGUUCUUCCUAAAGAACAGUAUCUGAAAUCGGGAUUUUCGCUUUCGAUUUCCUCCAAAAUUCCUCUCCCAAAACCUGCUGAUAUUCGCUUUUCAAAAAUCUCCGAAAGGGCAAGUUAUGGGUGUCGAGUUAUGUAAUUAGAAAUAGGAUUACAAAGGGGGAGGAAAUUUUUGUGUUCUUUUGGAGACCUCUAGUAUUUAAACUCCGCCGUCAUCGUUGUCAUGAUUCGAUUUGAAUUUGAUGAGCAUUGCGGUCGGAGCAUCGUUUUACCACAGUCUUACGAAGUAAAUAGAAAAGCGCAGAUUUAAGGAUUUGAGAGCAUUGCUCGAUAAUUGAAUUUCAGCCAAAUGUCGCUAACUGUGGCCCGGUGCUGACUGCAAAAGAAGUCCGAUACCUAGCGAUUAUGCUCUUUCCAUCUUGAACUCGACUUUCCCUAGCGCGUUAAGCGGUCACGUAUGACUUUUUGUACCAUCCAUUUCUUCGUGUAACCGCGUGCAGGACGUUCUUACGUCUCCCCCCCCCCCUAGUCGGUUCAUGAAAGUACCAAGAAUCCUGAUAUUUUUCUGACUGGUAUUCAGAAAGCACGAUCGAGACAGAGAAGAGUAUGAAUACUACUAAUUCCUGCUGGGAAACAAAUUAGCAUGCUGACUGUGAAAUAUCUGGUAACGAUUUUCUGCCCGAUUAAAGUGUUUGCUACAGUUUCUGCAAAUGAUCUGUACUAAGCACCGAUGACCUGUAUCUUUACGUCUUGCAAUUGGACAUUUCCAACUAAGACAGAAACACCUACAGUAGGUGAGUAAACUCAUAAAAUGUCAACCGAAAUUCCGAAAUGCGUUUUCGUUUCGAAAAUAUUAAUUAAGUAAGGUUGUAAAACUAAUCAGCAUGCAGCGGAAUUCUAUAAUAAUUCAGUUACCUCAGGAUGCCGGAUUUCGAGCGAACCUUUUUUCGGCUGCAUGCAAAACCCAUGCUCCGUAAAAAAUGACUAGAUAUGUAGCAUACCUUUUUUCUCAUUGGUUUUCAAUUACCUUGAAAAUUAAGUCAUAUUUCAUGGAAAACAUGCAUAAAAUAUUCAUUCUAUUGCUCAUCCAGUAUAAAUGACGCCUUUUUCCAGUUUUAUACUCGAAGGAAGGGCAUAUUUUGGUUUUAAAAACUUUUCCAAUUUUCGAAUAAUUUCGAACUUGACCUGCCGUUACACUCACGUUCAGGGCUUCCAAACUACAAGCCGUAUAUAUUCCGCGUAUGGAAACCCAUACAUUUCUCUACGGUAUUAAGAGGAGACCAUAUGGCAUUCAUAACCUUUAGUAGGGGAUUUAAGCCACAUUGUUAACUUUACAAGCCGCAUUGGUAAGUGCAGAUACAUGAUGUUUCAGGAAAAACCAUUCCACCGUAUUAAAUAUCUCACAAUUAGAAACUUUUUAAAACCAAAUUAUACCCUUCCUUCGAGUAUAAAAUUGAAGGAAGACGAAGUGUUCCAUCGAAUGAACGAAAUAAUGAGUAUUUGUAUGCAUGUUUUCGAUGAAAUCUAAUUGAAUUUUUAAUGGAAUCGAAAAUCGAUGAGAAAACUGCAUGCUAUGUAAGUAGCCAUUUUUGCAGAGUAUAGUUUUUGCUUGCAGCCGGAGAGAAGUUCGUUUGAAAGCCGACAUCCUGAUGUAACUCAAUUAUUGUAGAAUUGUGUUGCACGAUGAUUAGUUUUAAAACCCUACUUAAUCAAUCUUUUCGAAACGAAUACGCAAUUCGCAAUUCCGGUUGACAUUUCAUGAGAUAGCCCACCUACUGUAGUUUGUCUUUUUUGUGUCACCCUGACCCCAACAGUUUGCGGAACAACGCUUGACCGCUGCCCGCCACGGCUGCGCAGCAACCACAGGAUUUGAACACUACUGUUGUGGCAUCGGUUCGGUAGUCGUUAAAAGCACAUGUAGGAAUAUUUCAUGGUGGGAAGGAAGGGUAAUUGCAACUGCUAUGAUCCCCAAGCCAAGGGGAGAAGACUGAUACCAGUGGAAGAAGAAUGCCCCACUUACUGUAGAGUGCGUGAACUUUGCAGUUACGAUUCCCACUUUCCACAGCUGCGUUUUGUGAAUAGUACAGUACUCCAGUGAGGGCUUUGGACGAACUGUAGAAAGAAACGCAGGAAGAAAUUACUGAAAGGUCUCCAGUAAUGUCAACGAUCUCCUAAUCCUUAUUACGAGAACCCAACGAUAAUCGGAUAUAAAGGAUGAUGUGAAGCAGCCACUUGUUAUAUUAUGUUCGUGUAGGGUGGAGGGAUGUCCAGCUGUUUGCCCAUGUAAUGGCCGUAGUAAAUCGCUCACAUGCUUGCGUGUGUUGACUUCGCCUUGCGUCCACUAACUGGCACUCAACUCUCAUGUGUGGCUCAUCGGAGCUAGGCUUUACCUUAGGGCCACACCCCGUCAACCUUCUAGACCAGCGGACUAAACCAAGUUGAGGGCAUCUAGCGCUGUGUCCCCGAAUCCGGCGAAUCUGCUUCCCUUCCCAUCCCUGCUCCUCCUCCCUACCCCACUUCCCAUUCUCGUCUGCCUCCACGCCCGAAGGGAUUACUCCCUACUCACACCCCUAACCCUCUAUCCCCCUACCCUCCCCCUUCCAUCCCCAGUUUCCUCUUUCCCCCUCUCCCUCCCCCUUCCCCUCCUGCCACGCUAUUUUCUACUCUCUCUACUCUACUCCCUUUCCCACGGUCGAAAAGUCCUACGGUGAGGGCGACAUGCAAUGAUGUAGACGUCCAAGGCCAGCCGCGUCGUCCUCUUAUUAAACCAAUCCGCGACCCACAGUGGAGUUCGGCAGCCGUCUGGGACGACUUAGCGGCCAUAUUUAGGUACAGCACUGCUUGCCCCCUCGCGGAAGAGGGGACUGGAAAGGGUGCUGCAAACAGAUGCUGGGCUCAAGACACCUGCGCGCAGACCGUGGUCCUCAGACUGCAAUAAUGCGAUCUAAACAACGAAACAAGAAGCAAAAACGCCCUCUUUCCCCUCCCCAUCUUUUCUGUCCCACCCUAUAGGCUGCUAGGGUGAGUUCGCUCACUGUGGCAGCUUGGAGUAUUCGUCCCCUAUUAGACAAUCAGCGGAGCAACCGACCGGAAAUAAGAACGACAUUAGUCACUCGAGAACUGACGCGCUACAAAAUGGACAUUGCUGCAAUCAGCGAGACUCGGUUCUCCGAACAGGGUCAACUGGAGGAGGUGGGAUGUCGGCUACACCUUCUUCUGGGGCGACCGCCCAAGGCAGAGUGACGGGACGCGGGUGUCGCCUUUACCAUACAGAACGAUAUCGUGGGACAACUGCCCGUCUGCUACAGGACAACGGCGACCGACUGAUGAAUCUGCGCCCGUCUCUUCGGGAACCCAACUUCGACACCAUUAUCAGCGCCUACGCCUCACCAAUGAUCGGCCCAGACGAGACGAAGGCAAAGUUCUACGAAGAUCUGCACGCCCUCCUGACGUUUGUGCCGAAGGUGGACGAGUUGGUAGUCCUUGGCGAUUUCAAUGCCAGCAUCGGGACAGAGGGGUGUGUUGGGACCUCGCGGGAUCGGCGACUUCAUCGUCUGGUCUCCUAUAUCUGCACAACUGCGCUGAACACCGUCUCCUGCUGA